This is a messenger RNA of Megalobrama amblycephala (Wuchang bream), 1087 nucleotides long. Its product is annotated as gastrula zinc finger protein XlCGF8.2DB-like. Bases 128 to 931 code for a protein of 267 amino acids. Gene Ontology annotation, biological process: regulation of transcription by RNA polymerase II. Gene Ontology annotation, molecular function: DNA-binding transcription factor activity, RNA polymerase II-specific; RNA polymerase II cis-regulatory region sequence-specific DNA binding. Lineage: Eukaryota; Metazoa; Chordata; Actinopteri; Cypriniformes; Xenocyprididae. The transcript has 2 exons. The record is from RefSeq and is a predicted model, not a curated record.
AAAGCUAAAAUGACAAAUGGGACACCAUAAAGGUCUCGCGGUCUCGUGCACGCGGCGGCCAUUGUAAGUCCUCAGAAAGUGCACGUGAAGUGUGUCAGGAUCCAAUAAUGUUCUUAUCAUUGGAACAAUGAUAAAUAUUGCUGAUUUGCAAUUGAUGGCUUGGCGUCCUGACUGCAUCGAUAUGAAGCCUUCUGAGAAUUUUCUUGGAGUUUCGAUGUCCGAGUUGACUAAGGAGGGUAUUGAAACUUUGGUGCUGAGCAAAAUGGAGGGAUCAGCUGUGCUCUUUUGUCAACGGCUGAAAUAUAGAGUAAAAACUAUUCAGGUGCCAGAUGGAAGUCCUUCAGAUAUUAAAACAGAAGUCAAACCAUCCAUCUCCCACUUUUCAAAUGGCAAAAAGACUUCAAUUAAAAAAUUCAGCUGUAAGCUGUGUGGCAUGGAGUAUCAGCGGAGCUUAGGACUGGUGCGUCACAUGCGAAUACACACAGGAGAGGCGCCGUACACCUGUGAACUCUGUGGGAUGGGCUUCCGUCGUUCAGACUGGCUUAAAAUUCACAUCACCAUCCAUACGGGUAACAAACGGAAACACAUGAAGCGCUUCAGUUGCGAUCAGUGUGGGAAGAAGUUUUGUGGCUCCACCGCACUCCAAAGUCAUUUGUAUAAACACAGGGGCGAGAGGCCGUUCGCCUGCGCGUACUGCGACAAGACGUUCUUAAGUCAGGCCAAUCUUAAUCGCCACCACGCCGAUUGUCAUUCGGAAAAACAGUUCUGUUGCCCCCUGUGUGGAAUUGGAUUCUCACGCCGCUCGACGCUGCAGAAACACAUGCGGAUUCACACGGGAGAGAGGCCUUUCUCCUGUUCAGACUGUGGAAAGACUUUCCCUUAUAAAUACUCCUUGGAUAUGCAUUCUAAACUUCACUCAGUCAAAAGUUGAUUUGAUGCAUCACACGAAUUUCUGAUUUACUUAUUUGUUUAUUAGGGCCCAAGCACCGAAGGUGCUUAGGCACCUAUUGUUAUUGUUGGCGUUCCGUACUCUUAUUCUUCUUCUUCUUCUUCCGCUCUUGAAGUCUAUGGCAGCCCAUAGAACCGC